AAGGUAACAUAUCACAUAAGGAAGAAAAUUAAAUUGAAACAGGAAAGAAAAUUGCAGCACCAAAGUACUAGAAAAAGAAAAGAAGUCAUAAUGAUGGGAGCAAGAUUCAGUCAAAUUGUUUGAUAAUUUUACAUCAUAACAUGUUAUUAGUGACGGAGUCAAUCAAAUCAAUAUCUUAGUAUGUUAAGAGGAAUAUCUCCAUGAUCGAUCCUUGGUGCUUAUAUUAUAUGGUCCAAGUUCUUAACCUUUCCUUUGUUGCCAGAAUAACUUCCUUAUUCUCUUUUUCAUUCAUUCAUUGUUUCAUGAAUUCAAGUGAUUGAGGAAUAAAACAGAUAACUGUAGCAAGAUGAAUGAUUUGUUUUCGAGCUCAUUUAAAAGGUACGCAAAUUUAAAAGAUCAAGCACAGCUUGAUGAUUUGGAGUUAGGGAAUCAGACUGGCACUGCAAACCUCGACAAGUUCUUCAUAGAUGUGGAUGGUGUGAAGGGAGACAUGACACACGUAGAGAAGCUCUACAAGAGGCUCCAAGAUGCCAAUGAGGAAUGCAAGAUCGCCACUAAUGCAAAGGCGGUUAGAGACCUAAGGGCUCGAAUGGAUGGUGAUGUGGAGCAAGUUUUGAAGCGAGCCAAGAUUAUCAAAGGAAAGCUAGAAGGUCUUGAGAGAUCCAAUGCAGCUCACAGGAACCUCCCAGGGUGUGGUUCUGGGUCCUCGACUGAUCGGACUCGCACCUCUGUGGUGAGUGGCCUAGGGCUUAAGCUUAAGGACAUGAUGGAUAAGUUCCAAACUUUAAGGACAAAAAUGUCACUAGAGUAUAAAGAGACAGUAGAAAGAAGGUAUUUCACCAUAACAGGGGAGAAGGCAGAAGAAGAGACUAUUGAGCAGUUGAUCUCGAGUGGAGAGAGUGAAUCGUUUCUUCAAAAGGCGAUCCAAGAUCAAGGAAGAGGUCAGAUAAUGGACACGGUGAAGGAGAUACAAGAGAGGCAUGAUGCAAUUAAGGAGAUUGAAAAGAAUUUGCUUGAGUUACAUCAAGUUUUUUUAGAUAUGGCUGCACUUGUUGAAGCUCAAGGCCAACAACUUAAUGACAUUGCUACGAAUGUGAACCGAGCAAGUUCAUUUGUGAGCCAAGGGGUAAAUGAGCUAGUUGUGGCCAAAGACCAUCAAAAGAAUUCGAGGAAAUGGACUUGCAUUGCUAUUAUCCUUGGGAUUGUUCUUGUCAUAGUUAUCUUGUUUCCUAUCUUGUAUUCUACCCUUCUUGUACCUCGUUAGUUAUUAUUGCUUAACUAGCUGGAGUUAGGAGAUCUUCAGAAAGUCCCUUCAUUUCUAAUUUUUAUAUUUUUUUGAAAUGCUCUAUGUGAUAAUCUUGUUGAGUUUAGAGUGUGAUGUAAUUCUUUCGGAUAGUAGUUUCAAGAUGAAUCUUGCAAUGUCCAGGAAAUCUAGUUUGAAUGUCCAACUCUUUUACUGUUGACUAAAAACAAUGAAAAGGAUGGUAAAGGACGAAGGAAUUGGAGAGAAUUACCUUGGCCUCAAAGAUUAGUAUAGAACUACUUGACUCAAGUAGCUGUAUAUAGAUUGUAUUAGUGUGAUGCACGAAUACAUUUCAAGUUAAUCAUCUUCGCUAUUUGUAGACUUGAUGAAACUUCUAAUCAUGCCAGUAGUACUUGUGUAUGUAGAGCAAAACGGAGGAAUCGUCAGAAUACCAUAAAAAUAUAAAACAGGGUCACUUCUCAUCUUUUUUUUUUUUUUUUUUUUUUUUUUUGACAUUAGGGAAAUAGACAAAUUAAAUAGAAAUAAAAGACAUCCUCGAGCUUCUACAUGUACGUGCUACUUAGUCCGCUUCAGCUACCUAUUGGCGACUGACCUUUGUGAUAGUACACUAAUUGAGAGUUUUAGCUAUGUUUUAAAUGAGUUGUAUUGUGUGUUUUGUCUCAAUAUCAUAAUGACCUUUCGCUUAUAAGUGUUGCAUUAUGUUGGCCGAGCCUGUGUUAAUAGCUACCCUCGGGUAGUUGUUGCUGCGCGCCAUUGUAGUCCCAUUAGGCAUGCACGUGCUUCGGAUAGUAGAACCAAUUUUGCCAUGUAACAAAUGCCUUGACCCUUUGGAAUUUGAUCUCGGGGUGUAGAACUAGUCUAGCUAUCCAAGCUCCUCCUCCUAGGUGGGUUAUCUUGUCCCAGGAUCCGUCGAAUUGAAGAAGGAUUUGAGGGAUAGUGUGAUACCAUGGCGUUGUUGGCCUAGAUUCGUAACAAGGAACCCUGGUGGAAAAU
Messenger RNA from Beta vulgaris subsp. vulgaris (sugar beet), 2257 nucleotides. Its product is annotated as syntaxin-124-like. The coding region runs from base 347 to 1264 and encodes 305 amino acids. Gene Ontology annotation, molecular function: SNAP receptor activity; SNARE binding. Lineage: Eukaryota; Viridiplantae; Streptophyta; Magnoliopsida; Caryophyllales; Amaranthaceae. Gene Ontology annotation, cellular component: plasma membrane; endomembrane system; SNARE complex. Gene Ontology annotation, biological process: vesicle fusion; exocytosis; intracellular protein transport. The transcript has a single exon. The record is from RefSeq and is a predicted model, not a curated record.